AUGGCGGACGACGACCCCUUGGUCGCAUACCAUAGGCUUCCUUCAUUCAUCAAAGUCUUUUCCGGAGGUCGCAACAAAGACGAGCUGCGAUUUCCUCCGCAAUGGGUUGCGGAACACGGGGAUGACCUACCGUUUGAUUGUCGUCUCGUCAUGCCAAACGGAUCGCGAUGGCAAGUCCGCUUACUAAAAAUAGCCAGUGGAUGCCACUUUUGCGUUGGAUGGCCUGAAUUCUGGCGUGGGAAUAAUAUUUCCCAUGGGGAGAUACUUACCUUCACCCUCGUCGACGUGGGGAUUUUCCACGUAAAAAGUUACAAGUCGGGGACCGGUUGCCCACCACGGGGUGAUCUCGACUGUCAGUAUCUGGUCAACCUUUCCGAGUUGGCCGAAGAGGAUGACGAUGAAGAGAUCUACAACCCCGACUUUGAUUCUUCGGAUGAUUAUGCCCCAUCCGACGUGGAACCGGAGUCGGCGGAGGACAGUGAGUACGACGACGAUCGGGGUGCGCUUGAUGACGAUGAGUAUCCCACAUGGACGUUGAAGCUGACCAAAUCAAACAUCAAGUGCACAAUAGAAAUACCGACUGACUUUUGGAAUCUCCACGCUAGUGCCGCGCCUCAGCAGAAUGUGGUGCAUUUUCUGGUUGAUGGACAUACAUGGCGGCUGUUUCUCAAGCAUAGCCAGGGCAGGAUAUGGAUCAAACAUGGAUGGCGUCGAUUCAAAGAAGCUAACGCUUUGUUCCCGGGUGUUCGUUGCCAUUUUAAGCUCGUCGAUGCUCAAGACAUCCAGUUCUAUGUGUGGGGAAGAAUGCCAAUAAAUGUGUUAGCCGAUGCAAAGCCAAGAGCAACUUCAAUUCAGAUAGCUAUGGCGGACGAGGACCCGGACUACCAAACACUCCCUGCAUUCAUGAAGCGACUACCUCCCGAAUUCGUCGGGAUUCACGGGCAUGACCUACCGUUCGACUGUAGGCUCGUUUGGCCGAAUGGAAUACGAUAUAGGGUGCGAAUUCUGAAGCUUGACAACGGGUUCUACUUCACCUCUGAAUGGAGAGAUUUUGUUCGUGCUACUGGAGUCGUACACGGCGAUCAUCUCAUCUUCACUUUGGUGGGUGUUGGUAUUUUCAAUGUUAGGCGGUUUGAUAUGGCAACGAAUUGUGCACCGCAGGGAGACGUGGAUGUUGUUGAAAACGACGAUGUGGAAGGUAGCUACUCUGCGGACAUCGAUACUUCCGACGAUUACGUGCCAUCGGAUAUUGAAUCUGAAACAACUGUGGAUGACGACUACGUGGAUGACAGUAGGGUACUAAACAUCGACGGCUUCCCUACAUUCGUGAUUUCGCUCACCCCGACAAACAUCAAUCGCAGCCUUGAGAUCCCAUAUGGCUUUUGGCAAUGUCAUAUCCCGAUGGGGGCAAUUCAAGCGGGCGUGCGUCUGGUGACCGAUGAGGGGCUGUGGCUAUGUACUCUCAAACACAACUCGAGGAAGAUAUGGGUGAAGCAUGGCUGGGCUCGAUUCAAACAAGAGAACAAUCUGGUGGAAGGGGUGCGUUGCCAUUUCAUGCUCGUUGAUGCCUUUAAUGUCCAAUUCCAUGUGUGGUUUGAUCGUCCAUAA
Molecule: messenger RNA, 1608 nt
Organism: Salvia splendens (bonfire salvia)
Lineage: Eukaryota; Viridiplantae; Streptophyta; Magnoliopsida; Lamiales; Lamiaceae
Product: B3 domain-containing protein REM10
Exons: 6
Coding region: 1-1608 (535 amino acids)
Molecular function (GO): DNA binding
Source: RefSeq, a predicted model, not a curated record